Molecule: messenger RNA, 1356 nt
Organism: Chaetura pelagica (chimney swift)
Lineage: Eukaryota; Metazoa; Chordata; Aves; Apodiformes; Apodidae
Gene: INPP5K
Product: inositol polyphosphate-5-phosphatase K
Exons: 12
Coding region: 109-1356 (415 amino acids)
Biological process (GO): negative regulation of phosphatidylinositol 3-kinase/protein kinase B signal transduction; negative regulation of glycogen biosynthetic process; negative regulation of insulin receptor signaling pathway
Cellular component (GO): ruffle; cytoplasm; plasma membrane
Molecular function (GO): inositol bisphosphate phosphatase activity; phosphatidylinositol-4,5-bisphosphate 5-phosphatase activity; phosphatidylinositol-3,4,5-trisphosphate 5-phosphatase activity
Source: RefSeq, a predicted model, not a curated record
GCCAGGGAGCUGAGACUGCACUUAGUUACCUGGAAUGUAGGCACAGCUUCUCCGCCUCCUGAUGUCACUAGUUUACUCCAGCUCGAUUCAGACAGCCCAACUGUUGAUAUGUAUGUUAUAGGCUUACAGGAGGUGAACUCAAGAAUCACAAAUUUUCUGUCUGACUUGGCAUUUGAUGAUCCAUGGAGCAUUUUUUUCAUGAGUGUAUUGUCUCCAUUAGGAUUUAUGAAGCUCUCCUCAGUUCGCAUGCAGGGCUUGCUGCUGCUGGUCUUUGUGAGGCACGUGCACCUCCCCUUCCUGCGGGAUGUUCACACUCACUACACACGCACGGGCCUCUAUGGAUACUGGGGGAACAAAGGAGGAGUCACUGUUCGCAUGUCCCUCUAUGGUCAUACAGUUUGUUUCAUGAACUGCCACUUGCCAGCUCACAUAGAGAACACCGAGCAGCGACUGGAUGACUUUGAGAAGAUUCUGGAAAUGCAGUUUGAAGGAGAGAAUAUUCCAAGUACCUUGGAUCAUGAUGUUCUCUUCUGGUUUGGAGACCUGAACUUCCGGAUAGCAGACUAUGGCAUCCACUUUGUCCGAGAAUCAAUAAACAACAAGCGCUACAGUCUGCUGUGGGAUAAGGACCAGUUAAAUAUGGCAAAAAAGAAGGAGCCAUUUCUUCAGGACUUCAUAGAGGGUCCUCUACAGUUUAAACCCACCUACAAGUUUGACCGCCAUUCAGAAGUAUAUGAUACAAGUGAGAAGAAAAGAAAGCCAGCAUGGACUGAUAGAAUUCUUUGGAGACUGAAACAUCUCAGCCGUCGUGCACCUAAAGAAGGCGAAAUCACUGACGAACAGACAAUUUCUGUUACUUUGAAUAACUAUAUCAGUCACAUGAGCUAUGGCAUCAGCGACCACAAACCUGUGACAGGAACUUUUAUGCUUGAGAUGAAGCCUCUUGUAUCAGAACCUCUGGUCACACUGAACCCUGAGGGCGUGUGGAGUGCGGAACGUGAUGUUCUGAUCAACUAUUCCGCAGUGCCUGACUUCCCAAGCAGUGCUUGGGACUGGAUUGGACUCUUCAAGGUAACUUUCAGGCAUGUGAAUGACUAUGUUACUUACGCUUGGGUAGAAGAUGAUGAAAUUUCUUCUAAUGAAAACAGUAAACAGGUUUACAUGAGUGCUGCAGAAAUACCUGAUAAUGGAGGAGAAUUUUUGCUUUGUUAUUAUAGCAAUAAUUUGCAGUCAGUAGUUGGUGUCAGCCAGCCUUUUCAGAUUCAGCCCAACAGAACAUUAAUAGGAAAGGAUCUGACACAGGAAGAGAGCAGUGGAGGCAGGAACCUGACAAUCGAACCACGUAACGAGUUCUGA